AUGGUUUCUGAAAUUGUCCCUGAGAAGCGCCACAAAACAAGGGCUUUCCUUCUACUACCAAUGUGCUUUAACGUCGGAGUUAUCAUUGGACCUCUGCUAACAGGCUUCAUGGCCGAUCCCGUUCGCACUCUCCCUGGAAUCUUUGGUCCAGGUUCUCUCCUUGGCGGAGAAAAGGGCGUGCAAUGGCUCGAGAAAUUCCCUUACGCCCUGCCAAACCUCUUCUGCUUCUCCAUCCUCAUGUCAGCUUUUUUCCUAGUCAUUCUUGGACUCGAUGAAACGCACUCGCAGCUUCGACAUCGCCCUGAUCCUGGACGUAGACUCGGAAAGCUUCUUCUACAAAUCAUUCUUCGUCGAAAAAAAGACGCGCAUCUUUACAGCUCUAUCAACACUGAAGAACUGAUGGAUCAUGAUGCUGAUCAAGAAUCUGGGGGAACUUCAAGACCUGCUAAAGCGUACAGCAAGACUCGUCCUCCAUUUAGAGACGUGUUGACCAAGAACGUCUGUCUUAAUAUGCUACAGCGCUUCCUACAAUCCAUCCACGUCUCAGCCUUCAACUCCAUUCUUUUCAGUCUUCUGCCCACUCCUAAAGCAGACUCUACAGAUUUCCAUCUACCCUUCCGUUUCACCGGUGGUCUGGGUCUGUCAAGCGAGAGAAUGGGUUUAGCCAACACGAUUAUCGGGACGAUCGGCAUCCCGCUUCAACUCUUCAUCUACCCCAGACUCAUUGGCAAGCUUGGCGUUAAGGCUUCAUACAGUGCUUUCCUUCCACUAAGCAUUAUCGCAUACUUCCUUCUGCCAUACCUGGUUCUGUUGCCAGAUAAUACCGCUCUGGUGUGGACUUGUCUAUCUGCGGUUCUGAGUCUGCAGGUACUGUCUCGAACAUUUGUGAACCCUGCUACUAUGCUACUUGUCAAUGAUUCAGCGCCGAGUCCGAAUUUAUUGGGCACAGUGCAUGGUUUGGCUUCGAGUAUUUCGAGUGCUGCUCGGAUUAUGGGGCCUACUGUUGGUGGAACAUUGCUUGGAUGGGGUCUUGCUCAUAAUCUUGUUGGACUGCCAUUAUGGGUCUUGACGAUUUUGGCAUCGGCUAAUUGGGUUAUCCUGUGGUGGAUUGAAGAUGUGAACAUGUCCGAAUGA
Molecule: messenger RNA, 1134 nt
Organism: Fusarium tjaetaba
Lineage: Eukaryota; Fungi; Ascomycota; Sordariomycetes; Hypocreales; Nectriaceae
Product: permease of the major facilitator superfamily
Exons: 2
Coding region: 1-1134 (377 amino acids)
Biological process (GO): transmembrane transport
Molecular function (GO): transmembrane transporter activity
Source: RefSeq, a predicted model, not a curated record